Molecule: messenger RNA, 2187 nt
Organism: Cantharellus anzutake
Lineage: Eukaryota; Fungi; Basidiomycota; Agaricomycetes; Cantharellales; Hydnaceae
Product: Sec63 Brl domain-containing protein
Exons: 10
Coding region: 118-2130 (670 amino acids)
Biological process (GO): post-translational protein targeting to endoplasmic reticulum membrane; SRP-dependent cotranslational protein targeting to membrane
Cellular component (GO): Sec62/Sec63 complex
Molecular function (GO): RNA binding; transmembrane protein transporter activity
Source: RefSeq, a predicted model, not a curated record
UUGCUAUUAUAUUGCCAGCGAAAUUGAGCCUUCGGAGAAGGACAGACGUUUGAGCACGAUACACGCGACGUUGCUGCUUCGUAUCCUUAGCCCUGUUGUCCGGAGCCCUCGCCUAUAAUGGCGGACUACGACUACGAGGAAGGCGCUUUCAUGGCGCUUUAUUUUCUACUUACGUUUCUUGUAAUCAUCCUCAUACCAUUGACGUGGUCCCUGAUACCCACUCUAAGAACUGAGGAAAUUGAGAGCUGUGAAUGCUCCCAAUGUUCGGACAAGCACCGACGGAGAGCAGCAACUAGAACAGUGUCCCUCUUCAGGAUUGGUAUUAGAGGCAUCAUUGCGAGCAUCCUGUGGCUCAUAUUCAUCGCCAUUGCAUACAAGCUUGCAACAACGACGACUGAGUCAAAAAUUUACGAUCCAUUUGCGAUACUGGGACUUGCCCCAACGGAGGACGCGAAAAUCAUCAAGAAGCAUUACAAGCGCUUAUCUCUCAAAUUCCAUCCCGACAAAGUUAAGCUAGCCAUCAACCAAACAAUGGAGGACGUAUCGGCUCGCUUUGUAAACAUUACCAAGGCGUACAAGGCCCUCACUGAUGAAACUGUGCGGGAGAACCUUCGCCUGUACGGAAACCCUGAUGGGAAGCAAGAUUUCAAAGUUGGAAUCGCUCUCCCUCCUUGGAUCAUUGAAUCUUCCAAUAAUGCUUACGUUCUUGGGGUAUACGGGCUUCUCAUUGGAGGUCUUUUGCCUUAUUUUGUUGGGAAAUGGUGGUUCAGUUCAAGGCAGCUGACUAAGGAUGGCGUCAAAGGGCGUACUGCUGAGAUAUUUUUUAAAAACAUCAAGGAGGAAGAUACAGUUGAGAAUCUCCUUCACACUCUUGCGUUGGGCUGGGAGGUUGAGCGGCAUAAAGCCUCGUCAUCCCCUUCAGAGGAGAAGCGGUUGGAAGAGGAGAUCUUGAAAAUUCUGAAGGAUAAACGUUCGGCAGUAAUAAAGGCUACCACGGGAUCCACUAGGACGGCACUCGUACUACUCUACGCACACCUUCUUAGACUUCAUAUCCGUGACAAGAAUUUGUCGAAAGAACAAACAGCUCUUCUGCUGCGUCUCCCCCAAUUUCUGUCGUCCAUCCUUGCCAUCACUCUCGCCCACAAUUGGCUAGCAACUGCUCUCCAUGUGAUGCACCUUCAUGCAUAUCUAGUCCAAGCCCUUUUACCACCUGAUGACCCCCGCUUGCAGUUUCCCGAAUUGCAACGCGCAGAUCUCUUAAGGCACAAAGCACUUGACGCUGGAAGCUUAUUCGAUGCGCUCGAGGCCAAGGGCGAUAAACGCAUCACAUCGAUAAGACGUUCUGCCAAGGCACUUGGUGUUCUCAAUGUGUUAGAUGCCCAUUUUAAAGUUAUUGGGGAGCGUAUUGUAACUCCUGGGGCAAUAGUUCAAUUGACUUUGAGACUCCAACUGACAUCCCCGUUGAUCAACUCUGCAGCCGAUGGAGAAAAUUUUGUCCCUCCAGAUCCUGUUCGCAGGUCAGGCGAAACUGACGUCGAUUUUUCAAAGCGUCGCGCAAAGGCUGCUGACGAGCGCGAGUUAACAUUUCUGAAUACUAAAGCUGAAGCUGAAGAUAGGAAUAUUAACAAGCAAUUAGCACACGCGCCGUACUGGUCAGAGGACCGCAAACCUGGCUGGUGGGUGAUGAUAGGCGACGAGAAAGUCAACAGAAUCAUCGUUCCCCCAAUUCGUGUUACCGAUGUGCCUUAUUGUGACGUGGAAACGGGUUCCAAACCGGAUCGCCUAUACAAACUCCAAUUCCAGGCUCCCCCUGAUGUUGGUUCGUUUGGUUUUCAGCUGCACUUUGUUAGUGACACGUUCCUCUGGGACGAUAUCCGGAGACCCAUUACUCUCAAAGUGGAGGAUCUCUCUGCUCUAGCUGCGGAUGAACAAGGAGCAGAGGACGAGAUUUCCGAUCCAGAUGAAGACACCCUUGCUGGUCAGAUGGCAGCUUUGCGGGGCGGUCCUGUGAAGAGGCCCGCCAAUUAUAACAGCGAUGAUGGGGAUAACGACGACGAUGACGAGAGCACGACAGAUGGAGACCAAAGUAGCAAUUCAUCGGACAGUGACAGCGCUAGUGACAGCGACUAAUUGUUUUGGGUGCCUCACCAAUAUAUAGUAUAUGAUAUAAUGACAAACGCCCGCUCC